Molecule: messenger RNA, 1184 nt
Organism: Pelodiscus sinensis (Chinese soft-shelled turtle)
Lineage: Eukaryota; Metazoa; Chordata; Testudines; Trionychidae
Source: RefSeq, a predicted model, not a curated record
AUGACAGAAACAUCCUAUGCGACUGGCCCUACAACGCAACCCACCACCAUCGUCCUUGAUCCUCAAUAUAAGGAGAACAUUCUUGUAACAGAAAGAGUGCUUGCUCCUGCUUCUGGUUUGCAGGGCAUGUUAGACAUCCCUGAUUUGUCAAAUAGACAUAACGUUAGGGUAACCGAAAGGCUGAUUAGGUCAGAUGAUACUAUGCCUGGAGUCUUAAAAGUUCCCGACUUCCCUGAUUCACAGUAUGUUGUUGUAAGGGAGAGGGAGAGACUGCUUGUACCUAGUUCAGAUCUAAAGGGCUCGCUAAGCAUUCCCAAUUUAUCAGAAGGGCAGAAUGUGGUGAUAACUGAAAACUUGGUGACACCCACCUCCGGGCUGCAGGCUAGUUACACAACUCCAGCUCAGAUUUCAGGGAUGCAAAACAUUAGAGGACAGACCACCCUCUCUGGACCUGGAAGGCAGGAGCAUAUACUAAUCACAGACCCCCUACUUAACCAAACAGGCUUAGGUUUGGAGGAUUCUUCUACCCUCGGUAAGUCUUCAAAUAUCACAAAAUACAGCACUGUACAGUAUACACGCUCAUAAUAUAUGUAAUUCUCAGACAGCUCUGCUAGGCAUCAUUUAUAUCUGGAUCAGCCACAACUUUCACUUCUUAAGCUUCAGAGGGGUAACCGAGUUAGUCUGUAACUGGAAAAAUUUAAAAAACAACAAAUAGUCUAGCAGCACCUUAAAUACUAGCAAAACAUGUGGAUGGUUUCAUGAGCUUUCAUGGGUACAAUCCACUUCUUCAAUCCAACUUCUUCACUUCUUAGUAUCUCAAGAAAUCAACUUCCUUGUGCUUUGAAAAAUGACAUGGAUUUUCUUACAGCAGUUUCUGUAAAUAAGAAAUAUGAGCUGGGGAAAAAACAGCUCACUUUACAAAGUUCUUAGUUAGACAGUUAAUAGGAAUAAUGUUUCCUUGUUUCUUCCUCUCUACCACUGUAUAAUUCUUCACAUUGAUUGGUGAGAGCUAAGCCCAUUACCCACGUGCAGAGUACGAUAUACUUAAAAAGCCAGAAAGGUCUCUAAUGAUCAACAAAAAAUAUUGUUAAACUAAAUGUCUAGAACCAUGGUCCCCAACACGGUGCCCGCGGGCGCCAUGGCGCCCGUGGGGGCAUUUUAAUGCCCCCGCCAGGUGCUCGGGG